AACAAACACCUUUCAUAGGUAACUUGGGUGACUGAUCAUGGGCUUUGUAUGGACAGGAUGAAGCCAAAUCCACGAUGACAUCCGCUCACUCAUCUAAACAGUCCAUCCAACCUCCAUAACUCUCACUUAUAAUGGCCGCUUCGUUUAGGCAAGCUGCCACCUCGGCUUCGAGCUCCUUCGUCGCCCGGCCGACCUUCGAAGUCUCAUCUUCUAUAGUACGAUCAUACUUCCUGGGCCAUCACGCAGGUGCAUUGGCGUCGAUGCGCCAGAAGCUGUCGAACAUCAGUCUCAUCAUCGAGUGUCGGGACAGCCGCGUCCCUCUGACCUCAACGAACCCUCUCCUCGAAUCCGCUCUCGCCGGUCGCGACCGCAUCAUCGUCUACUCCAAGGCCGACCUGAGCUUCCCGCCCUCGGGGUCAAGACACAAGCAGAAACAAGAGGAGCUGCUGCGGAAAUGGCACAUGGAGCGUCGUGGUAUGGGUGUGGGAGUGGUGGGCGAUGCCAGCGGCAUCGGCACUACCGAAGUGGUCUUCACCGAUGAACGCCAGCCCAAGACGAUCCAGCGGCUACUGGACGCCAUGAAGGAUCGCGCCUGCGCCAUAGAUUCACUGACAGGCAUGCGCGCUCUCGUAGUUGGAAUGCCCAACGCGGGGAAAUCGACGCUGCUCAAUGCCAUGCGCCGGGUCGGUAUGAGGAUGGGCAAGGCAGCCAAGACGGGCGCGGAGCCGGGUGUGACGAGAAAAUUGUCCACGCCCGUCCGAGUCAUACCCGAAGACACGGCGGCGGGCAUCGAUUCGGGUGUCUUCGUCACUGAUACACCGGGAGUCUUUGUACCCUACGUCGGGGACCUAGAUUCCAUGCUUAAGCUGAGCUUGGUCGGCUGCGUUAAGGACGGCGUAGUAAGCACGGAGACGAUUGCGGAUUAUCUCCUAUUCCACAUGAACCUUCGGGACCCAUCUCUAUACAAGGAGUUCUGCCCUCCCACCAACAAUAUCUUCGAGUUCUUGGAUGCUGUCGCCAUACGUACGGGGAAGCUUCAAAAGGGAGGCGCACCGGCGCAAGAGCUCGCUGCUAAUUGGGUAAUACAACAGUGGCGCAAGGGAAACCUGGGUCGCUUUAGCCUGGAUGAAGUUACCGAAGAAACCUUACAGAACUGGGCCAAGAUGGGCCAGGCCGCCGGCGUUGGAGAGCAACAGACCAGUUUGAGUCAGGCGCGCAAGAAGGAGAAGGAGGUACGGAAGGCUAGGAAUUUAGCGAAAAGGGAAGCCUCGGGAGCUUGAUUGAUGAAAGGGUUUUGCAGGAAAAGCCCAGCUGGACCAGGAUCGCCUCAUAGGGUUUAUAUCUCUCUUGGGGCGUCCGGCGUGUUCAUGUAUUGAUACAGCACGACAGGUGUUGCAUCCGUUUUAUCUCCGAUAUUGCUUCGGCGUACGUUGGAACAUCGAUCAAAUUCCGCGGCAGAGGCCGCAGGUGUACUGUACUUGUACAAUGUAAACAAUAUGUACAUAUGAUUAUACGGCGCUAAGGCGCCCGAAAAGAACAUCUGCCCUCUUAGGCUGACCGUUAGCCUACGAAGGACAGCGUCGACACCCACUUCAAUACAUCGUUCCUCGGAAUCUGCUUUUCCCCCGUUACAUGUACAGAAACUAUUCAUCUCGACUUUCAUCGCUGAUAGUCCCAGCUUAUGAGAAGCA
Messenger RNA from Pseudomassariella vexata, 1691 nucleotides. RefSeq names its product P-loop containing nucleoside triphosphate hydrolase protein. Gene Ontology annotation, molecular function: GTP binding; GTPase activity. The record is from RefSeq and is a predicted model, not a curated record. Bases 132 to 1280 code for a protein of 382 amino acids. The transcript has a single exon. NCBI's taxonomy places the organism in Eukaryota, Fungi, Ascomycota, Sordariomycetes, Amphisphaeriales, Pseudomassariaceae. Gene Ontology annotation, cellular component: mitochondrion.